AUGACCGACCCCGCCCUCCAAAUCCCUGAAGUCAUCCAAACCGCCUCCAUCAACCCGGAGCCGUCCGCGGAACACGACGUCAACCCGCCCACCGCAGCCUCCGAGAAGCAGCCCGUCGUGGAAGACGAUGUCGCCUCCGAAGCAGGCAGUAUCCCCUCCGAUGUCGUCGCCCCCCAUCGCAUGAUCAAGCCCGUCUCGCGACGACACCAGCUGCCUCCAUUGCCCGAUCUGCGCUUCGAACAGAGCUAUCUCGCCAGCUUGCGGGGAGCUGAUACCUGGGGCCGAGUAGCUUGGAUUACCAUCAGAGACCAGGUCCUCCUCCCUCUUAUCCAGGGCACCGUCUGGACUCUCGCUCUCUCCGGCUGGCGAUUCUGGAACCGCAACGCGUCCCUCAGCGGUCAGACACUCGGUAGCAAGAUCCGGAGAUGGUGGUAUGAGGUGAACAACUGGAAGUUACCUCCCCUGCGGUCGGCUAAGGAUCCUCGCAUUGCGGCGAAGGUGGAAGACACACUGACAUUUGCGGAGUUCUUGCAGUUCUACACGGCCCAGUUCUCGAAUGCCGGUGCUGACUAG
Molecule: messenger RNA, 573 nt
Organism: Aspergillus tubingensis
Lineage: Eukaryota; Fungi; Ascomycota; Eurotiomycetes; Eurotiales; Aspergillaceae
Product: DUF1770 domain-containing protein
Exons: 3
Coding region: 1-573 (190 amino acids)
Biological process (GO): mitophagy
Molecular function (GO): mitochondrion autophagosome adaptor activity
Source: RefSeq, a predicted model, not a curated record